AUGAGGCAAGCCAGAGACACUGCAGACAUUAUGUACAACAACUCAAAAAUAUUGCUUCUCCCAGAUCUGGCGUGGCUUACUUUGAGAGGCAGAAGAACCCUGAGACCACUCACACAGGCACUACAACAGGCCAACAUCAAAUACCGAUGGGGAUAUCCUUUCUCUCUGACAGCCACACAUCAGGGCGCCCAAGCCACACUAACAUCGGCGAUGGAAACAGAGGCUUUCACUCAGCGCCUGGGUAUACCCAAUAUUGAUAUUCAGGACUGGUACGACAUAACAGAACCCGAAUCAAUUCCACCUCCUCCUCAAAGAAUGAAAGGUCAAGCUGCAGAUACAAGAAGGAGGACGACGUGGAAGACCCCACCUGCAUCGCCUUUCAUGAGACCGAAGAGACCGCAAGGGACCCCGAGGAAAAUAAUCUGA
This is a messenger RNA of Pelobates cultripes (western spadefoot toad), 426 nucleotides long. The record is from the annotation of a GenBank genome assembly. Lineage: Eukaryota; Metazoa; Chordata; Amphibia; Anura; Pelobatidae.